Brassica rapa (field mustard) is the source of this 1899-nucleotide messenger RNA. RefSeq names its product SWR1-complex protein 4. NCBI's taxonomy places the organism in Eukaryota, Viridiplantae, Streptophyta, Magnoliopsida, Brassicales, Brassicaceae. The record is from RefSeq and is a predicted model, not a curated record. Gene Ontology annotation, biological process: negative regulation of transcription by RNA polymerase II; chromatin remodeling; DNA repair. Gene Ontology annotation, cellular component: nucleus; NuA4 histone acetyltransferase complex; Swr1 complex. Gene Ontology annotation, molecular function: transcription corepressor activity.
AGAACUCUCUAACUGACUCCAAAGGUUUAAGCAUCAUUUCGCGCUCGAAAUCCCCAAUUCCCCAAUCUUCGUCGUCGAAACCCUAAUUUCUGAAUCGAUCCCGAUCGAAUCGAAGAUCGUAGUGUUUCUGGAGUGGAUGAUAGCUACCCGUUGAACUCGAAAUCCUAAUCGUAAUGGGCGGUACGGACGCGAAGGACAUCCUCGGGUUGCCGAAGACGCCACUGUCUCUAACUCAGGAGAAGAAAUCUCGACCCCAGAAGGAGUCACAUCGAAAACCCGAUGGCAUCUCUCGCGAGGUUUAUGCGCUUACCGGCGGCGUUGCGCCUCUUAUGCCUUCGAUUGAUGUUACCCAGUUGAAGCGACCUCCUCCACCUGAUGAGAAGGUUGCUUGGCAGUGGCUUCCCGUCAAAAGUUCUGCUAGAAAAGAUGAUUUGCAGCUCUACCAUUGGGUUAGAGUGGUAAAUGAUAUUCCACCAUCAGGUGACUAUUCCUUUGCCAAGUACAACAAGUCAGUUGAUGUCUUGAAAUACACUGACGAUGAGUAUGAAAACCAUUUAACGGACCCUGUGUGGACCAAGGAAGAGACAGAUCAGUUAUUUGAAUUGUGUGAAAGGUUUGAUCUCCGUUUCACUGUGAUUGCUGAUCGCUUUCCGUUAUCCCGGACUCUAGAGGAAUUGAAGGAUCGUUACUAUAGUGUAACUCGGGCCCUGCUGCGUGCUAGAGCUCAGUCUCCAGCAGAGUUGGCAAACCAUCCUCUUAUAAAGGAGCCGUAUGAUAUGACACGCGAUAGAGAGCGCAAACGUGCAUUGUCAAUGGUCUUGUCCCAGAGUAGACACCAGGAGAAGAAAGAUGCUGAGAUUCUUGCUGAGGCUAAGAGAAUCACAGAGAUGCGUCUGGCUGCGCGUCGUGCGGCAGAGCCUGAUGUACCUGCGAAUGAAAAUAUCGGUAGUGUAUCUCCAUCUUCCAAUUCUCAACUUCCUGCAACUGCCGUGGCUCCAUCAACACUAACUAUGGCUGAUUAUGCCUCUACCCUUGCUUCUCUCCGCAUGCUUCAUGUGUAUUUGAGAACCUAUGGACUUGAACAAAUGGUCCAAGCUGCAAGCUCUGCUGUUGGUCUUCGAACGAUCAAGCGCGUUGAGCAGACUCUGCAAGAUCUCGGGGUUAAUUUAAAGCCAAAGGUUCCUACAAAAACUGUAUGCGAUGAGCAUCUUGAAUUACGGAAAGAAAUUCUAACACUAUUGAAUCUUCAGAAACAGCUACAGUAUAAAGAAUCAGAAGGUUCAUCACACCGUGAAGGGACAUAUGGCGCAAUGCCAGAUACUCCAAAAGAUCGUGUUUUCGCAUCUGAGCCAUUCGGUUUUGGAGGUACAUUUCUUUUAUCUCCUUUGUUUCAGAAUUUUAUGUACUACUUCACCAUAUCUAACUUGCCAGGUGUGUGUCUGUCUGUGUUCACAGCUGAAAGACCAAUCAAGAAGGAACCAAAGCGGAAGGGUCCUGGAAGACAAUCAGAUACUCCUUCACCAGCUCAUAAGCGCCCCAGAAAAUUGAAAGCAUCUGAUCUCUAAAUGCAAUACUGUCCAUGUAAUUUGCAAUUUCUUUUUUUUUUCCCCAGUGAUAUCAGUCAAGACACUGCACUAGUUGUCCGUUGUUGAAUUGUUCCAAGAAUCAAAAAAUUGAUGGUGAUGUCAAUAAAGAGACCAAGAUAAAACAAGCAAUGGCUAACAUUUUUCACCAAUUGAGCCAAGUGAGAGAGGGUAGCAACUCCGUACGGUCUGCUCAGAAUAGCAUAAUAACAGAGAAAGAGGAAGACUUGAGAACGGAAAACCAGAAAAUUGUAUAAAGCAUUACUGUUUUGAUACAACAAAAUUGUCUUAAAAUGAAACAUCAUAUUACAACUCU